Crotalus tigris (Tiger rattlesnake) is the source of this 3574-nucleotide messenger RNA. RefSeq names its product E3 SUMO-protein ligase ZBED1-like. Gene Ontology annotation, molecular function: protein dimerization activity; DNA binding. The record is from RefSeq and is a predicted model, not a curated record. Lineage: Eukaryota; Metazoa; Chordata; Lepidosauria; Squamata; Viperidae. The coding region runs from base 1013 to 3211 and encodes 732 amino acids. The transcript has 4 exons.
UGUACCAUUUUUAUAUACGGGAGGGAAGGGUUGAAAUCCGUUUUCCAGGCUACGGAAAUGCUUCGCUUCGGUUUGAGGGUCCUCCAAAUUGGCCACGAUCCUCAGCCGGCUGGGCUGUGGAUGAUGGGAGUUGUAGGCCAGUUGUUGGGCUUGAAUUCUGGGAGUUGAAGUCCCACUACACCCAAGUGGCGCUCUAAAGACAAGAGCAGUGUGAAAUAAAUCGUUAAAUGUGAUUAAAAAGUGUCUUUCUCCAGGCAAUGCAUGCUUGUUGCAAAACUUGGCUUCGCAAAUGCAUACAAGAAAUCCUCAAACUUAAAAUGGUUCGUUUAGUGACAGCUCACAGUUACGACAUCACUGAAAAAGGUGACUUAGGACCGUUUUCCCACACUUACGACCGUUGCAGCAUCCUCGUGGUCAUGUGAUCAAAAUUCAGACGCUUGGCGAUUGACUCAUGAUGGCUCAGCACUGGAAGAAGGAAGAAACACCAUCAGAGGAAGUGAUAAUUAAGAAGAUCUUGGACUGUGCUGAAAUGGACAGACUCACGCUGAGGAUUAGAGAGGAAGAAGAUACAGAAUAUUUUCAAGCAUGGAAUUUAUUUUAUCAGUGGCUGGAAAAACGGUGUGGAGACUAGGAAUAUAAUUUGUAUUACUAAGCAACAGAAAAUGUAACCCAGAUGACACGAUGUUUAUCAAGCACUAAUGAAAUGUAAUAAUAAUAGAAAACUAAUAAUAUAAUAAUAAAUAAGGGCAGGGGAAUCCUUUGCAGCUUGCCAGGAGAGGGAGGGCAAGCUUUCAAAAUGAAAAAGCAGAAACAGUCUUAGCCUGGCUGUCUCGGGGUGAAUCCCCCUUAAUCCAAGGACGCUUUUAGCCCUGCUGGGAACUUUUUAGAGGAGCCCUAAAGGAAUCACUUCCCGAAGAAAGGUUAGCCUGUAAUCCCACUUGGCUGCACCAGGAGCUGUGAGACCGCAAAGAACUGCAAGCUGCACUCUGCUCAUGAUAACAAAGGAACCAAAAUGGAAGAUGUGGGCUCCAAAAGGAUCAGUGACUUCUUACAGAAAUGCGUCAAACUAGAGGACAGCGAGGGGGGUCCUCCACCCAAGGAGAUCUUGGAAGUUCAAAGCCUCCCUCUAGUCAUGCCAUCCUAUCCUCAGACAGUGCAAGAGGAAAUUUCAAUGGUUUUCAAUACUUGUGCAGUGCCAGCCAAUCUGGGCCCUUGUACCAGGAGGCGGCGCGAGAAAGGCAACGGCCACGACGGGACCAGCACGUCUCUCUACGUCGACCGCCGCAAGUCCAAAGUCUGGAACUAUUAUACCAAGCUGGGCGACGCCUACGUGGAAUGCAAUGUCUGCAAGAAGCAGCUGUCCUUCCACAACAGCACCACCACCAUGCGGGAACAUCUGGUGCGGAAGCACAGCAUCCGUGACACCUUGCUCUCGCAGCUGAAGGACGACCAGGCGCCCGACCCGGACUACGCAGCUCAGGAGAACGCCAUAAAAAGAGCUCGCCAGCUGACCCCGGAGAACAACAAUCCGUAUCACACUGUGGCCUGCACGGAACCCAGGUCGGAUGUGAUCCUGGAACUGGUGCUAGAAAUGAUCUUUCGGGACCUGCAUCCGCUCUCUGUUGUGAAAGACAAAGGUUUUGGCCUUCUCAUUGGCUACUUAGAACCUAGCUUUGUUCUGCCCUCUCCAGUGCAGCUCUCUAGCAUGUUGUGGCAUCGAUACAAUGUGGUCAAGCAACAUCUGGAACGCUACCUGCAGACAGCUCAAUCGAUUGUCAUCUGCGCCGAAUUCUGGCUGUCUCACCCCAACCAGAGGUACCUGACGAUGGUGACUAAUUUUAUCGACGGAGAAUGGCGGCGGGCAAGAUGCAUCCUGGAGAGCCAGCAGGUCCACGAGAACAAAGCAGGGCGCAGCCUGGGAGACAGGCUGUAUGCAGUCCUCGCGGACUUUGGGCUGUCCAACAAAUCUGUUUUCUGCAUGAUGCACGACAGCCUGCAGGAUUUGGAGGCCAAUUCGUCCCACCUGAAAUGCACCUAUGGUUGGACCAGCCUUUGCUGCGCAGCUCACCUGCUCCACCUCUGCGUCAAGGCGGGCCUUGAGGUGGAGCAGGUGCAGGAAGCGUUGGCGGCUGCUCGAAGCGUCGUCUGUUAUUUCCAGCAAGAUGCCAAAGCUACUUGCUCCCUCAACAGCAAACUGGAAGCUAUCAACAAGACCAAGCUGAAACUGGUCAUGGACACUGGGGCUCGCUGGAUAACGACUAUCGAGAUGUGCGAAUGCCUGUUGGACCUCAAGUGGGCCAUCAUGUCUGUGCUGGAGGAACAUCCCAAGGGGCCUUCGGUGGUCCAGAAUUUGGCCGAUCACCAGUGGAAGCUCUUGCAGGACCUGGUGCCCGUGAUGAGGACACUUAAGAUCGCCACGUCGUUCUUGCGAGAAGAGCAAAACUUCUCCGUCGCCUCCCUGAUGCCUUGCAUCCAUGGCAUCAUCACCGCCAUUGGGCAACAGGCGGAAGGAGCCAGCGGCAUCAUCAAGACAGUGGUCCACAAUAUCAGAGGUGAGCUCACCCAGUGUUGGGGUAUCUUGGAUGAAGCCAAGUUGCUGGAGAGCCCGGCGGUCAUCGCAUCGUUUCUAGACCCUCGAUUCAAGGAAAUGAGGUUUCUCAGCCCAAGCCUGCGGAGUGAGCUGCACAAAAAAAUCAAGGCCACGUUGUCCCAGUUCUUCAAUCCUCAGACACCGCUGACCACCCAGUUCUGGGUGCCCAAUUCCGAUUACAAAGCAGAGGUCAGUGAAGCAGCCGGCCAGCUUGCUGCUCACCAGGAAAGAGGUUCAAGUGGACAAUCUCAAAGUAUGUAUGAUAUCCUUCUGGGGAAAGACCCGACGGAGAGCAUGCCCGAGAUCCAUCAGCAGCUGGAGAACUACAUCGUGGAACCCCUUUGCAAGCGUAGCACUAACCCCUUGGAUUGGUGGAAGAGCAACGAACACCGCUUCCCCUCGGUGGCCCGGUUAGCCCGGCAAUAUUUGGCUAUACCGGCGACAGUUGUUCCACCGGAUCAGGCCUUUGCCGCUGGCGAAAGUGCGCUGGAGCACCGGAGAGGUGUACUGGCCCCCGAAAACCUGGACCAAAUUCUUUUCUUGCACCAGAAUUUUGACUUUUUAGAAUCGAUGCGAAACGGGAACGAGAAUCUGAGUAAGUCUGCACACAGCCAGUAUUGAAAAAAAAACAGGCAUGGGAAGAGCAUAAGAAAUCAGUGUAUCCUGAUGCAGCCAAUGCCCCGAGAAGGGAAGAGGAGGAUCAGUUUUUAAAAAGGAUAACAUGAUUUUCAGGUCACUUUAGUCAAACUGGCAGUAAGGUUUGAGCUCGUCCUUUAACUUAAAAAUCAGUUUGCCUACUGCCCUAAGCUUUACGUGGGUUUCUCCCUGUUGUGCAGAUUGUCCUGUAAAUAAGACUAGCUUUAAAGAAAAAAAAAUGAGACAUACGGGUAGUCCUUGAUGUAUGAUCAUAAUUGACUCCAAAAUUUCUGUGGCUGACACAUUUGUUAAGUGAGUUCUGCCCCAUUUUACGACGACUUUUCUUGC